AUGGGCAUUCGCCAGUCUAAUCAAAACCGCCAUGUCACAAUUGGUAUCAUUGGUGGCGGCGUUGCCGGUCUGACGCUCGCAAACUAUCUCGACCAAGUCGGUAUCUCGUACAUUUUAUGGGAGAAGCGAUGUAUUGUGGAAGAUGUCGGUGCAGGUGUUGGCCUCGUACCAAGUGGACUCCGGAUUCUCGAUCAAUUGGGACUAUAUCCCGAGCUGACACAGUACUGUAUCCCUCAUGACAGAUGGGAUCACCGGGAUAGGGAUGGAACGCUGUAUACGUCUACCACCGCGAUGAGAUCACAGGUGGAUGAAGUCGGGUAUUAUCCACUUUUCGUGGAGCGAACACGAUUUCUUCAGCACCUCUACGGACAUAUCAAGGAUAAGAGCAACAUCCAUGAGCACAAAGAAGUCGUGUCUGUCAUGUCGGAUGAAGAUAAAGCAACAGUCGUGGGGAAAGAUGGGAGUUCGUUCACUUGUGACAUUGUCGUUGGUGCCGAUGGCGUCCAUAGUUUUGUUCGAAAGGCAAUGAAUGCGAUUCAACCUGUGUCGUCGAACCCGUACUAUCUGGCCACAAGAUUUUCAUGUGUCUAUGGUAUUUCGAGCCCCGUCAAAGGUGUUGACCAAGGCCGUUAUUUCUCGAUUUACCAGAAGGAUAUAUCUACACUAAUUUUCACCGGACAUGGUGGUCUAAUCUUCUGGUUCGUGUUUGAAGACAUGGGCAAGAAGAUCCCGUACGGAGAAAAGCAGCUACAUACCCAAGAAGAUACCGACGAGAUCUGCUCAAGGGUUUCUGAUCUCACAGUCACAGAUGGCGUUGUUUUUGCCGAUAUUUAUGCCAAUAGAAAGACGGCCGUCAUGACACCGUUGCAGGAGGGUGUGGUUAAUACUUGGUUCAACGGAAGAAUGAUGGUGCCGCACGCCGCAAUGGGCGCCAACCUGGCCAUGGAAUCUGUCGCCUGCUUCAUAAACCGCCUCAAUGAGCUCGAGAAAAACGAUCUUGACCGCCCCCUUUCAGAGACAAGCCCCAUCCCUCUCGACAAAGUCGAGAAAGCGCUCGCAAAAUACGCCGUGAGCCGGGCUGCUCGCGCUUCUCCUGUUGUUGGUCUCGCCAAUUUCGCCUGCAGGUCGCAACUCAAAGCGGAUGAAGAGGCUCAGGCAUUCAUCUCGAGUCUUCCUACUACGGACCGCCAAACGUGGCUGAAUAGAUCGCUUAAAGGCCUAAGUUUGGCGGAAAAGAUUGAUGGGUGGCAUGAAGACGGCGAGAGGGUUUUGCAUUGGGCGAAAUGGGGAUGGUUGGGGAAAGUUGGCCAGUUUGUUACGUAUUUUCUGACGCAGAUUGUCACGAUGCCAGGACUCAUUGAGCUCCGUGGUGACAACCAUGUCCUCCAGACAGCAGCCCUCUCGCAUCCUUAUCUCACUGUGCUCACUCUCCUCGCUGUCUAUCUCGUAGCGCGACACGUUCGCGGACGACAGCAGCAAAGCAGCGUGGGCACAUCGCCUCACCCUCAAGAGCCGCCGGUCAUCACGCCGACCAUCCCUGUCAUCGGCCAUGUCGUCUCUCAAGCGCUAUCCUACGCCGGAUUUGUCCCCUCGCUGGCGGCUCGAUAUCCUAAAUACUCGGUUUUCACACUGUAUAUGGGCGCCUCCACAAAAAAUCACUACUUUAUCGCACCGUCUCUAAUUCAUCUCGUAUCGAUCAACCCGAAAUACACAAAUAAAUUCAGCGGGGAGCCGUUUUUCUUCCAGUUGAUGGAAACGGUGUUUGGUGACGAGCGGCAGCUGAUUCGAAAAAUGGACCAGGAUCUGCUUUGGAACCACACGCAGAAGAUUGUGCAUGGCAUGAUGCGAGAGUCUUUUCUUCAGCCGGCGCUGUCGACUUUGAUCAGUGGUGUAAACAGUCGCGUGUGCGAUCUCACCACGUUUACCACCUCGACCGCUAGCCAGAAAUCGUGGGAGCGAGCCGCUAGCAUCCAGGUUCCAGGCCCGGGAAUUGCAGAGGCUUCUUUGCAUACUCUACUCAGGGAUUUUGUCGGUCACUUGGCAAUCACUAUUCUGAUGGGUCCUGACAUCCUCGAUCAAUACCCGGAUUUGCUUCCUGAUCUGUUUACCCUCGAUGAAAACUUUGCUCUGCUGCUCUCGCCUCUGCCACGAUGGACAUCACCACUUCGUCGGGCCACCGCUGCUCGGAGUCGAGUAAUCGCUGCCAUCCGGGAGCACCAUAUAGCAUAUUACAAGUAUCAGCGUGGCAUUGAUCCAGGCCCGGCAUGGAGCCGUAUUGACGAGACUAGCAAUAUUAUCCAUGAUCGAAUCCAGUCAUUUGCUAAGGCUGGCGACUUUGAUGUCUCGAAACCAGAAUCUGAUCAAGGUUGGCUUGGUGCUGUCUCUGAUAGUAUUGUUCUGUGGGCGCUGAAUGUCAACGCCAACCAAGUAACCUUCUGGAUGAUAUUCCAUAUCUUCGCCAAUCCAACACUAUUGAGUGAAAUUCGUGCGGAAAUCGAACCCCAUGUCAAACUAAGACAGGAGGACGGUAAUAAGGGACAGCCCUCCCUCGAUAUUGACUUGCCGAGUAUUCAGAAACACUGCACUCUUUUGCAGGGAGCCUUUCUUGAAACAAUGCGUUGGGAGUCAGGCGCGAUGCUAUUCCGAUACGUCAACGAGGAUUUCACGCUGACAGAAUCGGCCGAGGACGCGAGAAUCUUCAACCAUGAUGUCCCCCAAACAUACGUUUUCAGAAAGGGGGAAUAUAUUGUUCUACCUCAUGGCGCCCAUCAAAUGGACGAGCGCUAUUUCCCAAAUCCGGAAUCAUUCGACGCGCGCCGUUUCUGGACAGAAAAGGGCCAGAAAUCCCAAAAAGGUGAUCAACUAUUCGAAGAGAAUGACACCGAAGCAGAGGCCAAAGAGAGAGUCAAAGUGGAGUACAAGACCAUGCUCCCUUGGGGUGGUGGUGCUAGUAUGUGCAAGGGAAGGAAAUUUGCCGAGUCGGAAGUUCUCAUUUUCGUUGCUGCUGUUAUCACCUGCUGGGAUAUCGAGUAUAUUGACGAGUCUGGAAAGCCCAAGCCUUGGAAGCAUCCAGGCCACAAAGGGGGAAGUGGCGCAGUUGUGCCUGCAACAGACGUCCGUGUCAGGCUUAGAAGGAGAGACGUAUUGGGUGGCAGGUAG
This is a messenger RNA of Talaromyces rugulosus, 3159 nucleotides long. RefSeq lists its product as uncharacterized. NCBI's taxonomy places the organism in Eukaryota, Fungi, Ascomycota, Eurotiomycetes, Eurotiales, Trichocomaceae. The record is from RefSeq and is a predicted model, not a curated record. Gene Ontology annotation, molecular function: oxidoreductase activity, acting on paired donors, with incorporation or reduction of molecular oxygen; iron ion binding; monooxygenase activity. Bases 1 to 3159 code for a protein of 1052 amino acids. The transcript is spliced from 6 exons.